Messenger RNA from Mytilus californianus (California mussel), 1854 nucleotides. RefSeq names its product PIN2/TERF1-interacting telomerase inhibitor 1-like. The transcript has 5 exons. Gene Ontology annotation, biological process: regulation of ribosome biogenesis. The record is from RefSeq and is a predicted model, not a curated record. Gene Ontology annotation, molecular function: telomerase inhibitor activity; nucleic acid binding. Gene Ontology annotation, cellular component: nucleolus. NCBI's taxonomy places the organism in Eukaryota, Metazoa, Mollusca, Bivalvia, Mytilida, Mytilidae. Bases 77 to 1795 code for a protein of 572 amino acids.
UUUAGUAUUGCAGUAGACCAAUCAAAAAUCCGAUAUCUAAAAAUAAUACCGGAAGUUAAAGAUUGCAAUACACAAAAUGUCAAUGCUUGCAGAACCUCGAAGAAAACAAAAGCUAUCUAUUGACCCAAGAGGUUCAACCUGGAGUAAAGAUGAAUCUAAAUUUGGACAGAAGAUGUUGGAGAAGUUUGGAUGGUCUAAAGGAAAGGGACUUGGGGCAAAAGAAGACGGGCUAGUAGAUCAUGUAAAAGUAUCUCUGAAAAACGACAAUCACGGUCUUGGAUGUUCUAAAAGUCAAGUAGAUAACUGGAUAGCACACCAGGAUGACUUUAAUGCUCUCCUAGCCAACCUUAAUCAAUCUAACACACAGAAUGAUACUGAUAAAGUAUCUAGUCUUGAAAACAAAUCAAAAACAUCGAAAAGUCGUGUACAUUACCAGAAGUUUACAAAAGGUAAAGACCUUUCUGCAAAAUCCAGUCAAGACCUUGAUUGUAUAUUUGGUAGACGUACAACAAAAACAGAAGAUACCACAGGCUCAGAAAUUCCAGAUAACGAAAGUGAUAUGGAUCCCAAGGAGAAAGUUAAAGGUGGAUUUAUUACAGUUAACAGUGAACAGAGCAUUCAAGAUUACUUUGCUAAGAAAAUGACAAUUUUAAAAAAAGGCAGAAGUUCUAGUGAACCAGAAUUACAUUCUAUAUUGAAAGGUCAUGAUAAAGAAAAUGCAAGUUUUCUGGAUGACAAAUCUUCUGAUGAUUCAGUCAGCAAUUCAUCAUCUAAACGUGUAAGUUUUAUGAUUGGUAUAGAUGAAGAUAGUACAGACAGCAAAUCAAACAGCGAUGAAGAAAAGAUAGAUUUUCAAAGUAGUGAUGAAGAGUUAGAUUCAAAGUCCAUAAAGAAGAAAAAUAAGAAAAGAAAGCAUGAAAAGGUUGAUAAAGAACAAACAAUUGAAGAAAAUGCGGUUGAAACUUGCCAGAAUGAUGUAAAAAAAUCAAAGAAAUCUAAGUUAAGUAAAAAUGAAAGGGAUAUGAACACAGAGGAACAAGUUGAAGCAAGUACAAGUGACAAAAAGAGAAAGAAGCGAAAGAUUUGUUCAGAGGAAGACAAAACGGAACAUUUAGAGGAACUAGUUCAAGGUCAGAAUGAGACCGAAAGAAAUUUAAGGGACAGACUUACUGGUAGUGAUGAAAGUACUGGAGCAAGUGAAAGGAAGAAGAAGAGAAAAAGCAAAGAUAGAAAUGAUCAAGAGUUUGUUGAUAAAAGAAUUCAGAAAGCAAAAUUAAUGAAUGCUUUAGGUAACUUCACAAAAGAACAUUGUCCUGAAUUUGUUUUGGAUGACCAUUUCAAUAAACAAAAAGAUACACCCAAAGAAAUUUCGAAUUUGACUUCAGAAGAAGAAAACAAAAAGAAAAAGAAAAGAAAAAAUAAGAAAAAGUCACAAGAGAAAAACAAAAAUAAAACUAUAAAAACUUCAGGUGAUAACUGUAGUUCAAAUAAACAGAAUGAUUUAGCAAAUAAAGAAGGAAAUAAAGAGAAAUCAAAAAGAAAAAGAAAGAAAAAUAAGAAAAAAGGACAAUCAAAAUCCAGUGAGAAAAAUUUACUUGAUGGGAGUAAAAUGAGUCCAACAGAGACAGGACAAGGUAUCCCUAUGGUACCAAAAGUUAUGAAGGAAUUACAAACUGCAUUUAAAGGAUCCAGUAUGUCUAAUAUUGAAGGCUAUGCUUCAUUGACAGGGUAUAAUGAAACAAAGGUGGAUAAAAAGAUAAAAAAGAAAAUGAAACAAUUAAAGAAAAACAAAUGAAAUACAUUUAUCUAGAUUUUAGUGAAUAUGUGAUGAAAUAUUAAAAUUAUUAAAUCUUA